UCCCAGGCCUUAACAUGAACAGUAUUGGGCAUUAGGCGGUCUAUUAGGUGGUUGUUGAACGCCAAGAAGAAGCCUGUUAGUUUUUCUUGAGGCCGACUGCAACAUUGUCAUCCGCUGCCGAGAAGACGUUUUUCCACAUUGUCGUUCACUGGAUAAGGGAGUCACCACGGUCUUCAGAAUAACAAUGCCCCCUCCGAUGCGCCACCGCUCCAUGCGGGUCUUCAUGAACGAUGACCGCCACGUCAUGGCAAAACACUCGGUCAUCUACCCAACUCAGGAGGAACUGGAGAGCGUACAGAACAUGGUGUCCCACACAGAGCGGGCCCUCAAGGCUGUCUCUGACUGGCUGGAUAAGCAGGAGAAGGUGCCCCCCAAGUCCGAAACUGACAGCGCAGACACCGAUAAGGAAAGUGAGCACAGAGAUCAGGCCACCCGGUCGCUGCGUGGCGUGAUGAGGGUGGGCCUUGUUGCUAAGGGCCUGCUACUGAAGGGAGACCUCGACCUUGAGCUGGUGCUCCUCUGUAAGGAGAAGCCGACCAUCAAUCUGCUCAAAAAAGUGUCUGAAAACCUUGUGACGCAGCUCAAGUCAAUCACAGAAGACAAGUACGUGGUGACGCAGCACGUCCGCGAGGCCAGUAUCGUCAUCAAGAACACCAAGGAGCCCCCUCUCACCCUCACCAUUCACCUGACGUCCCCUCUGGUCCGCGAGGAGAUUGAGAGGGCCACAACUGGAGAAUCGCUUUCAGUCAACGAUCCCCCGGAAGUUCUGGACAGGCAGAAAUGCCUAACUGCCUUGGCGUCUCUCCGCCACGCUAAGUGGUUCCAGGCCAGAGCCAACGGGUUGCGCUCCUGCGUCAUCGUCAUCCGGAUCCUAAGGGACCUCUGCGCCCGCGUCCCCACAUGGGCCCCGCUCCGUGGCUGGCCACUGGAGCUGAUCUGUGAAAAAGCCAUCGGCACAGGGAACCGGCCCAUGGGGGCAGGAGAAGCUCUGCGGAGAGUUCUAGAGUGUCUGGCUUCUGGAAUCCUCAUGGCAGGUAUAUAUGGUGCUGGAAUCUCAGAUCCGUGUGAGAAGGAAGCCACAGACGCCAUCGGUCACUUGGACCACCAGCAGAGAGAAGACAUCACAGCGAGCGCACAACAUGCCUUAAGACUGUCAGCUUUCGGACAGCUUCACAAAGUGCUUGGGAUGGAUCCCCUCCCUUCAAAGAUGCCCAAGAAACCCCGUAGCGAGACUCCUAUUGAUUACACAGUGCAAAUCCCACCCAGCACGGCGUACGCCCCACCAAUGAAAAGGCCCAUUGAGGAAGAGGAGGGAAUUGAUGACAAAAGUCCAAAUAAAAAGAAGAAAAAGCUGCAGAAGAAAUCCCCAGAGGAGAAAGCGGAGCCUCCCCAGGCUAUGAACGCUCUGAUGAGGCUCAAUCAGCUGAAGCCGGGUCUCCAGUACAAGCUGAUCUCCCAGACCGGCCCCAUUCACGUCCCGGUCUUCACUAUGGCUGUAGAAGUGGACGGCAAGACCUUUGAGGCGUCCGGUCCGUCAAAACGCACUGCCAAGCUGCACGUAGCUGUAAAGGUCCUCCAGGACAUGGGCCUGCCCACAGGAGUGGAACUAAAGACCGCUGAGACAGUAAAAUCGGAGGAGGCGGUGGUAGCUGUCGCGGUGGAGGAGUUGAAGCCAGUUGUACCACCCGUUGAAACCAUCGCUGCUGCCACAGGAGCAGCCAAUGCUGACACCACUGAUGCCGCAGAGACUGCUCGCCAACAGGGACCAAUCCUGACCAAGCACGGCAAGAACCCCGUGAUGGAGCUGAAUGAGAAACGCCGUGGCCUGAAGUACGAGCUCAUCUCCGAGACCGGCGGCAGCCACGACAAGCGCUUUGUCAUGGAGGUGGAGAUCGACGGCCAGAAGUUUCAGGGGACGGGAUCCAAUAAGAAGGUGGCCAAGGCCUACGCUGCCCUGGCUGCUCUGGAGCGGCUCUUCCCAGAGGGCUCCAUGGCCGAAGCUGCUAAAAAGAAAAAAGGACCGCCCAUGCACGCACCAGGCUUCGGCAUGAUGGGAGCCCCCGGAGCCGGAGACGCUGCUUCGCCCAGGGGCAGAGGGAGAGGAGGACGAGGACGCGGAAGGGGCAGGGGCUUCAACAACGGAGGAGGCUACGGCCAAGGAGGUGGCUUCGGAACGUACGGUUACGGGAACAAUGCUAUCUCUGGAUACAAUUAUUACAACAACGGUGGCACAAAUGGAGGAGCUGGGGCAUCGAACAGUCCGUCUGGUGGCCCUCCGGUCAGCCCAGCACCGGGAUCAGCUCAGGGCUCCUACGGCUCAUACUACCAGAACGACGGAGCAUUCAGCGCCACGCCUGCAGCGAAAAGCGCCAAAAAGAAACCCCCCAUGCACAAGGGAGGGAAGGCGCCCUUCACAGGUCCGCCAGGGGCCAACAGUGGAUCCGUAGGGGGGUACCAGUCAAGCAACCCCCCUGGGCAGGGCUCCUAUAACCAGUAUGGCCAGGGCUAUGGGCAGGGGAAGAAGACUUUCAAUCAGAACCAGGGGGGGGCGGGGGGAUACUCGUACAGCACUGCCUAUCCGAGCCAGGUGACGGGGGGCGCAGGCAGCCAAGACUUCAGUUAUGAAGGUUUCAACAACCAGUCCAAUUACAACUCACAGGGGGGAGGAGGCGGAGGAGGAAACCAGGGCUUCGGCACCAACCACUCUCAGUACCACAACCCAGUGGGCUACGGCAGGGGAGACGGCAGCAUGAACUACCAGUACAGAUAAACUCUAAUCACUCCGCCUGUGAAUCAUCGGCAGCAAGCACCCUGCAUUAGUGUCCGGAGCCUUCUCCAAAGAAAGCGACUGACGGCCUGCCUGUGCUCUCUGCCUUUUCCAUGUUUUGCUUCUUAUGUGCUUUUGAGUUUAAAUGUGGCACAUGUGGGCACAAGUUGAGUUGUCUGGACUUUUUAAGAGUCAGAGCUGAGUUGCGGCUGAAUUUAGUGGUUUGUUUCAGUGGUCUGGUCAGUGCUUAGUCUUGUGUUUUUAGGUCAUUCUUGUUUUUAUUUUUUAUCUAUGCUACCAGUCCGCAUCCUCGUCACUAAAUAAUGAAGGCUGAUUCUACAGAUUACUCACUGGCUCUGACUUGGUUUCCUUUUGUUAUAAAGAGUCGUGUGGCGACAGCCUUUUUCCUUUUCUCCUGUGAAACUAGUAAAAUCUUGUAGUUUUAAAACUACAAAGCUUGUUGUAUUUUUUGUAAUAAUUCAAUAGAACCCAAAUAGCUUGUUCUGUUCUGCAUCGCUUGUAAUUUCGGCCUAUUUUGUAAUUUACCUGAUGUGAUGUAGUUAUUUUAAUAAAUGGUUUUUUGAGAUUACUGGAAAAUACACUUACAUUCUGAUGUUAAAUCCAAAUUUCUGCUCAAUGUAGCUUUUCCAUUGGGUUGGAUUUGUUCCUGUUAAUGUGUAACAAAGUGUUUGUAUUAAUAAAUGAUUUUUAU
Anoplopoma fimbria (sablefish) is the source of this 3479-nucleotide messenger RNA. RefSeq names its product interleukin enhancer-binding factor 3 homolog. Bases 185 to 2770 code for a protein of 861 amino acids. Lineage: Eukaryota; Metazoa; Chordata; Actinopteri; Perciformes; Anoplopomatidae. The transcript is spliced from 18 exons. The record is from RefSeq and is a predicted model, not a curated record. Gene Ontology annotation, cellular component: precatalytic spliceosome. Gene Ontology annotation, molecular function: double-stranded RNA binding; single-stranded RNA binding.